AUGUCUUCUUCCAUCACUCCUGCUCGUAAAGACACUGUCAUCAAUCCCAUUGUUGAUGAAAAUAGUGUAACGGCAAUCAAUAUGAGAAACCGCGCUAUCUUGUAUGCUAGCAACAACCCCGAUAUUACUUUCAAUCCUGCUGCUUUGAACAUGAUCAACAAUAUGCCCAACGACGAAGCUUCUGAAUCCAGGUUUUUUGCUAGCGCUUCUGAGAGAAGAUCCAGCACAAUUGCUCUCCUCGGUAGCGCAGCUGAAAUCCUCACAACUUAUCCAUCCACAGGAAGCACGAAUGACCAAGAAGACAACGCCAAUGCAAAACCAGCAACCCCUUCUUUCUUCCGCUGUUGUCAGUGCCAGAAAGCAUCGAGCUCUCCAAAGUGCCAAAGACAGGACGAGAAAAUUGGCGUCAUCCAAGCCAAAGAUCAAAAAGUCCUCGUCGUCAAUGGUGGAUGCGGACAUUCCAAAUGUUCCAGAUGUAUCAAUGUGGAUGAGAAGGGUGUGCGCAUUGGGAUUAAGCCAUGGGAGUUAGAGUGGACAGGUCCUUCCAUUUCAGGACAAGCAUAG
Sclerotinia borealis F-4128 is the source of this 564-nucleotide messenger RNA. The record is from the annotation of a GenBank genome assembly. NCBI's taxonomy places the organism in Eukaryota, Fungi, Ascomycota, Leotiomycetes, Helotiales, Sclerotiniaceae.